Molecule: messenger RNA, 288 nt
Organism: Dentiscutata erythropus
Lineage: Eukaryota; Fungi; Glomeromycota; Glomeromycetes; Diversisporales; Gigasporaceae
Source: the annotation of a GenBank genome assembly
CACACAAAAAAUAUUUUGAUGAAUGAAGAUGAUAGAGCUUUGAUUACAGAUUUCGGAAUAUCAAAACAAAUAAAGGAUACUACAACUUCAAGUUCAAAUAUGAGAGAUUAUCCAACAUUGAAUGGUGUUUUAAAGAAACUCGAAAGGUUAUUAACUGAAGAAACUGUUGAAUUUAUUACAAAUAAGACCGACCAGCAACCACUUGAAUAUUCUAAAGAUGAUAAUAUUUUAGAUGAAUGUGAUGAUUGUUGCGCUGAAUAUAGAAAUGCAACUGACAAGUUGGCGUAA